This is a messenger RNA of Drosophila serrata, 830 nucleotides long. RefSeq lists its product as uncharacterized. Lineage: Eukaryota; Metazoa; Arthropoda; Insecta; Diptera; Drosophilidae. The record is from RefSeq and is a predicted model, not a curated record. Gene Ontology annotation, molecular function: N-acetyltransferase activity.
CCGGCACGACGCCGCAUCGUUUCUCCUUCUGUGUUUGUUUCUGGCUAGCUAAGCUGACCGAUAAGAGUUUCAUAAUGCGGGCACAAAACGGAAGACUUUGGGGGACUUUAAACGAUGGCAAAUUCGAAGUGCGCAGUGUCACGGAGUCGGACCUAGAAGAGGCGCUGGAUGUUCUUGAUAAUUCCUUCUUUUUAAACGAAUCAGUGUGCAAUGCCUGUGAAAUUAAUUUGCCAGAAAAUGAUCAGGCCCGCCGGGAACUGCGUGAAUUGAGCAAAAUAACCGCUCUGGACGGAGUAUCCUUGUUGGUGAAGGAAGUGGAAAGCAAUCGUGUGGUGGCUGUGGCCUUUAACAAAAUACAGUUUUCGCCGCCGCCUGGCGAGGAUCACUUCUUCCUGAAGUUUCUCAACGAAAGUGUUAAAAGUCCCCAAGCCAAGUGUCUGAUGAACUUUAUGAUCGGAAUGGACGAGAGAAUCGAUGUGUGUGACAUGUACAAAAUGGACUGCUUCUUGGAGCUCAUGUUUCUGUCCACUCUGCCGAGUCACGAGCGAUUGGGUCUGGGGCGCUCCUUGUCGGAGUUUAGCAUACAGCUCACAAAGGAACUUUCUGUGGGCAAGGGUCUCGAGGAUAUCAACGAAGAGCUGCGCUCCAAACGUCCUGUGGCUGUCACUGCUCUCUGGACUUCCAGCUUCUCUCAAAAAUUGGGAAAAGCCAUCGGCUUUAAGGUGCUCAACUCGGUUCCCUAUACAGAGUUUGCAUACAAUGGAAAGCGCUUCGAUGAGCGCAUAAACCAGUUGCACAAGUUCUGCGAGCAUGUCAUAUAUAAAUUUUAA